Molecule: messenger RNA, 843 nt
Organism: Daphnia magna
Lineage: Eukaryota; Metazoa; Arthropoda; Branchiopoda; Diplostraca; Daphniidae
Exons: 6
Coding region: 75-818 (247 amino acids)
Source: RefSeq, a predicted model, not a curated record
UUGGAUUAACCGGAGGAGAGGAGCACGAGCAAGUAUUCUCAAAACUGUAUCUUUAUGCUAAUGUUCUCAAGCAUAUGUCAAAAAUUAACAGAGCGGAUUUUCUAACAUUAGCCAUCCUCUAUUGGAACUGGAAUAAAAUUCAGAACAUGCCAUUCCUCUUACGCAACAAAUUACAGAGAGCUAGGAAGGAAAUCAGAAAAGGCGUAACAAAAGUUGAAGAAUUGUUACAGUCAUACAACCUUGAAAAUGGUGAUCUCCCAUUGAUUCACAAGGAGCUGGACAGAAAGGCUAUAGAAAUCAUUGACCAACGAAGAACAAAGACUACUCCGGUUGAUAAAUUAAGAAGAAUGCUGGAAGGAUUUUAUGUUCAGCUGAAAACGGUUCGCAUAAAAAUCUCUAAAGAAGCAGAAAAUUCGAAGGCUCGGACAAAGUUUAGGCGAAUUUUAAUUGAAACUAUGAAAAAAGUUUUACAGACAAUUGACCUUUUAAAAUCAAAGGAUAAAGACCUACCAAUCUCUUACGAGGAUUUCAAUCAAGGUAUUUUUCCUUGGGAAGCAGUCAUAAAUGAAAACGACACUAACUUUCCAAAACUUUCGUAUGCCGAUAAAUAUCAUGUUGUUGAUUGUUGGAUUCUUUUGCAAAGAGCAAAGGAGGAAGUUGAACUAUCUAAGAUCAAAAUGAUAAACUACAUUCGAUUCUUGACUGACAAGCAAUUUGAAUUUGAAACUUCUGAUGAGGAAACUGACAAUUCUUACACAAAAUUUGAAUUUUCUGAUGAGGAGACUGAAACACAUUCUAGUGACUCUGAUGAUUAUUAAAUAAACGUAAAAAAUACAAACUUAA